AUGACUGCUUCUGGCGCUGUCGAUGAGGUUGGCAUUUUCAUAGGCGCUAAUCGUCAGGCCCAUGUAUUUGACUACAAAGAUAAUUUGGUGGCCUAUGGCGCCUACACCACUGUGGCUUUGUGGAACCCUUUUUCCAUCGAUAAGAAAGGCGUAUAUCGCACAUUGGUGAAACACACUAAAGAAGUCACCUGUGUGAGGUUUAUCCCUGGCACGGAUCUUCUUGUUUCUGCUGGUGAAGAUGGAGAGAUCAAUGUCUGGAAGAAGUCAGGUGAUACCUACAAUCUUAUACAAACGUUGGUUGAAGAAGACGUCUCCAUAACUUGCAUCAGCGUCUUUGAUGAGCACUACUUUGUCACUGGUAACACCCGAGGUGAAGUCACUGUUUACAAAAUCGAGGAUACUAGGAUCUCUUUGGCUUACAGAUAUAAGGUUAAGUUUAACUUCUUUGCCUUGACUCUUUGUUUGCAGAAGAUAGACACAGCAUAUCUCCUUUUAAUUGGCGGCACCGGUACAUCAUUAUUCGUCUACACCUUCACGCCCACAGAGGGGCCCAAAUUACAGGCGUCAGUGCCUGGUCAUGAGGACUGGAUCAAGGCUCUUGCUAUUGCAAAGGACGGAGAAGAUUACCUCCUUGCUUCAGGCGCCCAGGAUAGGUACAUUCGUCUUUGGCGGCUCAAGUUGAAUGAUAACAUAGACAACUCUGACGAAGACGAAAAUAAGCUUGUUUUGCUUACCAAUAAACAGCAUAAGUUUGGAAUUGGUGAGAACAAAGCGGCCCUUAGUUUUGACGCCUUGAUUAUGGGUCAUGAUGACUGGGUCAGUGGUUUGCAAUGGCAUCCUUCUUGCUCAUCCCAAAGCUCUCAAAGGAAACUACAAUUGCUUUCACUGACUGCUGAUACAGCUCUCAUGAUAUGGGAAAUGGAUGAAGACUCUGGUAUCUGGGUUUGCCUGAGCAGACUAGGUGAGAUGUCCAUCAAGGGAGCCUCUACGGCAACUGGCUCAUCUGGAGGUUUUUGGUCAUGUCUUUGGAUAUAUAACGAGAAAGCUUCAGAGCAGCUUAUACUUGCCAAUGGUAAGACUGGUGCUAUAAGGGCAUACAGGCUGACUGACGAGGAAAACAAGGUGUGGUCUUCUGUUUUGGGCGUCACUGGCCCAAUCAAAGAAGUGAAUGAUGCCGUGUGGUCCAGAGAUGGGUCUUUUCUUUUUGCAACUUCACUCGAUCAGACUACGAGACUCUAUGCCCCAUGGGUGAAGCAUAGAUCACAGGCGAGUGAGCAAGAAGUUACGUGGCACGAAUUUGCUAGACCUCAAAUUCAUGGGUAUGACAUGAUUUGUCUUGAUCAUAUUAGUCAAACCAAAUUUGUCUCCGGAGGAGACGAAAAAGUCUUGAGAGUGUUUGAGAUGACGCAAUCCAUAAGCGAUUUAUUACAUAAGUUCUGUGACGUGACUCUUAAACUGAGUAAGUUUGAGUCUCUACCGGAAGCAGCUGCACUACCAGUACUUGGUCUUUCAAAUAAGGCAGCCAAUGAACAAUUGGAGGCCGGAGAGGCACAACAGAGAGAGGAGGAUUAUGAGGAGAACCAAGCUGAGGGUAACUCAAGCAAAGCUGACCCUCUUGCUGAUCUUGAGGGUCCUCCUUUGGAAGAUCACUUACAGAGACACACUUUAUUCCCCGAAAUUGAGAAGUUGUACGGACAUGGUUAUGAAAUCUCUUGCUGUGCCACCUCACCAUCAGGCAGACUUAUUGCAUCCGCUUGUCGGUCGAAUAAUGCCAAGCACGCGGUAGUGAGAGUGUUUGAUGUCAACGCUGACUAUAAGCUAAGUGAACAAUCAUUAGACGGUCACAGUUUGACGAUCACAAGUUUGGAAUUUUCACAAGAUGGUACAUACUUGGUGGCAGUGUCUCGUGAUAGACAACUUUCACUUUGGAGAGUCUCUGACGAGGAAAAAGCCGAGAUCGAGUUGGUCAAGUUUCAAGAGAAGGCCCAUUCCCGUAUUGUAUGGGACUGUUCGUGGGCACCUACAUGCGAUUAUGGAUCAUUCUUUGUUACUGCCUCUCGUGACAAGAGCAUUAAGCUCUGGAAGGCCAAUGAUAAUGGAGCAGAGCUUUUGACCACAUCGAAGACAACAGAGCCGGUGACCUCAGUUGCCUGUUUACAACUGAGUCUAGUGGGAAACCGCUUACUAGUCGCCGCCGGCCAGGAAAGCGGAACCAUUUGCAUCUAUGCUGCCGAUUUGAACCUGAAAAAUCCAACAUUUGUUCAAGCGUUGACUUUUGACAAGUCGCUCUUGCCCGCUUCAAAAGUGUGCAAGUUAAGCUUCAGCAAGAAAGUUGUUGACAAGAAGGCUCUCCUAGCUGUUGCCAGCUCGGAUACUUCGGCAAGAAUCUACACUAUAAGCCUCGAUCGUCUUCAUUGA
Candidozyma auris is the source of this 2418-nucleotide messenger RNA. RefSeq names its product Elongator subunit ELP2. Bases 1 to 2418 code for a protein of 805 amino acids. Gene Ontology annotation, biological process: tRNA wobble uridine modification. Lineage: Eukaryota; Fungi; Ascomycota; Pichiomycetes; Serinales; Metschnikowiaceae. Gene Ontology annotation, molecular function: protein binding. The record is from RefSeq and is a predicted model, not a curated record. The transcript has a single exon. Gene Ontology annotation, cellular component: elongator holoenzyme complex.